Molecule: messenger RNA, 2013 nt
Organism: Hyla sarda
Lineage: Eukaryota; Metazoa; Chordata; Amphibia; Anura; Hylidae
Product: olfactory receptor 52M1-like
Exons: 2
Coding region: 314-1270 (318 amino acids)
Biological process (GO): G protein-coupled receptor signaling pathway
Cellular component (GO): membrane
Molecular function (GO): G protein-coupled receptor activity; olfactory receptor activity
Source: RefSeq, a predicted model, not a curated record
AUGAAUGUCCCCCAAAGUCCUUAUUUGGGGCCAAGUCUUCCUCAGUGUCUGGAUUUCGGUGAUGAGGGGGAUUGUGCAGGGUGGUCACACGGUCACACCUGCCCCUCUACAAUCCACCUGAAGAUAUAGUUUAAUACUAUGAGGGAGCAGGGAUCCAUCACAUCCCCGCCCAGCUAUACACUAUAUAUAUAUAUAUAUUAGGGGCUUCAGUUCUGAGGCUUCACAUGAUUCCGUGACGCCAUCACUAUCACAUAGUCGUGCCUCAGACAAUGCAGAACUCGGGACACGAGGUCUCCAGACUUCACGAUACAUCAUGAGGGAUCAGACUCCCCCGGCUGUGAUGGAUUCGCCCAAUAAUUCCUGUCUCCAUUUCACCUCAUUCUUCUUGGUGGGGAUCCCCGGUCUGGAGCACCUUCACAUCUGGAUCUCCAUCCCGUUCUUCACAAUAUACCUGUCGGCCAUCAUUGGGAACUACACCAUUGUGCUGAUCAUUGUCACGGAGGCCAGCCUCCACCAGCCCAUGUACAUCUUCUUCAUCCUUCUUGGUUUCGUAGACCUUAUUUUGGCCAACGCGGCUAUGCCCAAGCUUCUCGACAUCUUCUGGUUUCAGUUUAAAGAGAUUGACUACCAUGCGUGUCUCCUCCAGAUGUUCUUCGUUCACGCCUCAUCUACCAUUGAAUCUGGAAUCUUUCUGGCCAUGGCGUAUGAUCGCUAUGUAGCCAUAUGUAACCCUCUGAGAUAUUCAGUCACGGUGACCACCAGUGUUAUUCUGAUGAGUGGGUUAUUGGCCGUACUGCGGGGGGUGUUUUACAUCCUCCCCUUGCCGCUCUUAUUGAGAAGGUUCCACCUAUAUUCCAGCAAUGUUAUCCUGCACUCGUAUUGUGAGCAUAUGGCGGUGGUGAGGCUGGCUUGUGCAGAUGUCUCCUUCAAUGACCACCUUGGCAUGGCCAUUGGCUUCAUGGUGCUGGUGAUGGACUUGGCGCUUAUAGUAACUUCUUACGCCCUGAUCCUUCAGGCUCUUCUCAGGUUGACCGCUGAGGCUCGUCUGAAGGCCUUUGGCACCUGUAUUUCCCAUAUCUGUGCUAUCUUAUGUUUUUAUACUCCAAUACUUUCCUCAUCCUUGGUCCACAGAUUUGGGACAAACGUUCCUCACCAAACUCAUAUCCUCCUGGCAAAUGUCUAUCUUCUUGUUCCUCCCCUGCUGAACCCCCUGGUCUAUGGGAUCAGAACUAAACAGAUCAGAGAGCGGGUCAGGACAUUCUUCUCCUAAAAAAUCUAAAACAUUCCUGAUGGGACAAGCGAGACUGAACCCCCAGUGUCAAAGGUUAAAGGGUUCGCGGUAUACAUUGGAGUAUACAGUAUACAUGGUGCACCUUACUGCCCUGCAACCCUUGAGCAAACUUUAUUAUGGACUGAAUGAUAAAAACCUUGUGCAAUACAAGGGAUCAUGAUGCCACAAUCCCUCCCCUCAUGGUGUCACGCCCCACCCCCUCAAUGCAAGUCUAUGGAAAGGGGCGUGGCACGACAUCAGCAGGGGGCAUUGCCAUGGCAUCACGACCCCCGCAGACUGCCACACAAAAUGUUCCGAACACUGGGGCAAUGGAGUACCUCUUUAAGGCCCCGUAUGUACAGCAGAGCUACGUGUAUGGAACCUACAUGUGGUUACCCAGGAGUCAAGUGUUGCGUAACAGAUAGGGGUUGUAGUAGCGGAGAUCGCCAUUUCAGAUGUCACAGUGGCAGAAGAGGUUCUACUUUUCCAGGUCAGCAUGGAUAGCCACAAUGGACAGCAUGGAUAGCCACAAUGUCUCUAAACCUAUUUUGAAGCCUGUGCAGGUCGAUAUUCUAUAUAUAUUCUAUUUACCUCAAAGCCUAUGACAAUUUGUGGUAUCCCGGUGUCUUCCUGUCCUGUCAGGUGGAUGCCACCUAUUGUGUCUGCUCCGUGCCAACUAUUCAGGUUUAAAUGUAUUAUUUAUUGCAAUAAACUAUUAAUGCACUAAUAUGCUUUAUUGUGUC